Messenger RNA from Echinostoma caproni, 825 nucleotides. NCBI's taxonomy places the organism in Eukaryota, Metazoa, Platyhelminthes, Trematoda, Plagiorchiida, Echinostomatidae. The record is from the annotation of a GenBank genome assembly.
UCACAAGUGCAAGAACCUGGACGUUUACUGGCCGAAGCCUUAAGUUCUGUGACCGGACUUGACAUAACUGACUUUGUUUGUGAAUGGGAAAAGUACCACACAAAUGGUGACAUUAGUCUUUUCCUUGAAAAUGUAAAUCGGAAAUGUCCUGACAUUUCUCAUGUGUACUUGCUCGACGAUAACGUUGGUGGGAAUAACCUGACUGCUAUUAACCAGGUUUGUUUUUCUCACUUCAGUUCAUUACCGCAUUUUAAGUAUAUCGCCAAUAUGCACGGCAAUGAAAUAUUGGGAAGAGAAUUAUUGCUGAUGCUUGCUCAUGAUUUGUGUACCGGUUGGAGAAAAAACGACCAAAAAAUAACUAAUUUGAUCAAGUUGACUCGAAUCCAUUUACUACCCACAAUGAAUCCAGAUGGAUGGUCCAAAGCUUUUCAUACAUCCAAAGAUCGAGAAACCGUUGGUAGAGAGAACGCCAAUAAAGUUGACCUGAACCGAAACUUUCCUAAUCUGGACGCAGUUGUAUUCAAAAAUGUUGAAAAGAAUGGCCCGUUCGAUCAUCUGUACAACUAUAGUCAAGAGAAAAACAAAAAUUCCAACCUUGUGGACCGUCAACCCACUAAAGAAACACGGAUGAUUAUGCAAUGGCUCGAUCGAUACAAUUUCGUGUUGUCCGCCAACAUGCACGGAGGUGAUCUGGUGGCCAAUUAUCCAUACGACAGCUCACCCAGUGGUCGAGCCGAUAUUUACACAGAUGAAUCGUUACACGCCGAAAAAAGAAGUCACAUGGAGUUCCGGGUAGGAGAUAAUAGAGAAUGUAAGCUGCAGUGA